This is a messenger RNA of Dictyostelium purpureum, 1155 nucleotides long. RefSeq lists its product as uncharacterized. The transcript has a single exon. The coding region runs from base 1 to 1155 and encodes 384 amino acids. Lineage: Eukaryota; Evosea; Eumycetozoa; Dictyosteliales; Dictyosteliaceae. The record is from RefSeq and is a predicted model, not a curated record.
AUGAAUAAUGAUAUCGAUAAUAUUAUAGAUAAUUUAAAUAAUUUAGAUAUAAACGAAUUAAAAGAAAAAUACAAAUUACUAGAAAAAGUUAAUAAAGAAUUAAAUGAAAAAAUUUAUAAAAUAGAGAAUGAUCAUGCUCAACAAAUUAAAUUAAAAAAUAAAGAAUUAUACAAUUUACAAUGUCAAUUUGAAUUUUACAAACAAAAAUUUCAAAACAUGGAAUAUAUUAUUUUAAGUGAUGAUGAUGAUGAUGAAGAAGAUAAUAAUAAUAUAGAUAAUAAUAAUAUAGAUAAUAAUAAUAAUAAUAUAGACAAUAAUAAUAAUAGUAUUGAUAAUAUUGAUAAUAUAGAUAGUAGUGAUAGUAGUGAUAGUAUUGAUAGUAUUGAUAAUAUUGAUAAUAUAGAUAAUAUAGAUAAUAUAGAUAAUUUAGAUAAUUUAGAUAAUAAUAACAAUAACAAUAGUAAUAUUCAAAUAAUACCUCCUAUUGUUACCAAUUCACAAUCACCACCUUCUUCAUCACAAAAAACUCGACGUAAAUGUGUGAAUCAUACUCUAUUGUUUUCCAUAGAUAGUGGUUCAGUUUUAAUAGAUAAAAAAGAUGUUCAUUUAAAAAAAUCAAUUCGCUUUUAUAAAAGUUAUAUGUUAAUCCAUGGUAAAGAUGAUAAAUUAAGAAUAGUUAUCCCAUACAAGUAUAUUGAUCAAAUGGAAAUCCUUAAAGAUAUAAAUACCUUCAGUUUUUCAUUUUUCACUGUUGGUAGUAGUUUAAAGUUUCCUCCAUGUCACUACGAAAUCCAGUCAAUUAAAUUAAUAUUUUUGGAAAAAUUAAAGGAAUUAAUUAAUUUUGUCAAUGUUAAUUAUGUAGAGGUUUCAAAACAUAAUAACGAACAACAACUUAAUAAUAAUACACACACAAACAAUAGCAGUAAUCACUCAACAAACUACAACUAUAAUGUUAAAAUUGAAGGAUAUGGCAAACUUAAAGAAGAUGUUGUUUAUAAUAAAGAGCUUGAUAUAUAUGAAACCAAAAAAAAGAAUGAUCAGGAGGUUAUAGACUUGGAACACAGCAGUGAUGAAACAGAAGAAGUAGAUAACACAUUUAACUUUAAAGAAAUCAAUUCAAUAGAUUAUAAAGUUAAAAAAGAAGGAUACAAUUAA